Molecule: messenger RNA, 1281 nt
Organism: Cannabis sativa
Lineage: Eukaryota; Viridiplantae; Streptophyta; Magnoliopsida; Rosales; Cannabaceae
Product: caffeic acid 3-O-methyltransferase
Exons: 4
Coding region: 105-1196 (363 amino acids)
Biological process (GO): methylation
Molecular function (GO): O-methyltransferase activity; protein dimerization activity; S-adenosylmethionine-dependent methyltransferase activity
Source: RefSeq, a predicted model, not a curated record
CAAAAGCAAAAGUCCAACAUGUGCCAAUCAUAUAUAUAAAUACUGCAAAAGCUGCAUAAUAUCGAAAGGAACAGAAUUGAAUCAUCAAUUCCUACACAAAAGAGAUGAACUCAGAUGAAAUCAAAGAGGAGAAUGAGAAUGAGAACCACUCUCAAUAUGCCAUGCAACUUGUGACCUCGUCCGUACUCCCUAUGGUUCUCAAAGCAGCAGUUGAAUUGGGCCUUCUUGACAUCAUCGAGAGAUCAGGUCCAGGAGCUUGUCUCUCUCCGGCCCAAAUAGCUUCCCAGCUCCCAACUCAGAACCCAAAUGCCCCUAUGACUCUUGACCGAAUGCUUUGCCUUCUCUCAUCUUAUUCUCUUCUUACUUGUUCUCUUUCCCCUAACAAUAAUAAUCAUGGGAACCUCCUCAGGCUAUAUGGGUUGGGCCCAGUUGCCAAGUACUUCAUUAAAAAAGCUACUCAUGAGGGAGUUUCACUAGCACCUUUACUAUUGACCAUGCAAGACAAGGCCUACAUUGAAACAUGGUACCAUUUGAAAGAUGCAAUUUUGGAAGGAGGGCAUCCAUGUAACAGGGCACAUGGGAUGAAUAUGGUCGAAUACGUGAGGAAGGAUAUUAGAUUUGGUGAGCUUUUUAAGUUGUCAAUGAAGGAAUUUAACCCCAUAUGCAUGAAAAGGAUUUUGGAGAUUUAUCAAGGUUUUGAAGGUUUAACUUCAUUGGUUGAUGUGGGUGGUGGUGAUGGUGCCAUCCUUAACAUGAUCAUCUCUAAGUACCCUCAUAUCAAGGGUAUCAACUAUGAUUUAGCUGCUAUUCUAGAGAACUCUCCUCCAUAUCCUGGUAUUGGGCAUUGUUCAGGAGAUAUGUUUGUAAACAUUCCUAAAGGAGAAGCCAUUUUCAUGAAGUGGAUACUGCAUGGUUGGGAUGAUGAGAACUGCUUGAUGAUACUAAAGAAUUGUUAUAAAGCCUUACCUGAUUCUGGGAAAGUAAUAGUAGUGGAUAUGGUGAUAUUGGAAGCCCCAGAAUCAAGCCUAGCUGCUAGAAGCUUAUUUCAGUUCGAUAUGUUCAUGAUGAAUACCAAUCUCACAGGGAAGGAAAGAACAGAAAGAGAGUUUGAAGGUCUAGCAAAAGAAGCAGGGUUUUCGAGCAUUCGUGUGGCUUGUUCUGCUUACGAUUUUUCAGUUGUUGAACUUUUUAAAUAGACAUGAACUUUCAGAUGUUCUUUCUGAUUUUCUGUACCAUUACGCUCAAUAAAAUUGUGUUCAAUUUGAAACAUAUUAAUGUACA